Molecule: messenger RNA, 810 nt
Organism: Oncorhynchus mykiss (rainbow trout)
Lineage: Eukaryota; Metazoa; Chordata; Actinopteri; Salmoniformes; Salmonidae
Source: RefSeq, a predicted model, not a curated record
AUGGCCCAGGAGAAGGCUGGGGGCCACCUGCUCACUCACGUCCCAGCCAUCUCCUUUGAGACCGACUCUACUGUGGAGUGCACCUCCAAGAGGACUCCGGAAGAGAGGGACCGGGUGAAGAGGGAAGGAAAGGAAGUUGUUGAGGAAGAACCUGUGGCCACACCCAAAGAGGAGGCCAAGAAGGGAAGGAAGGCAAAAAGUAAGAGGAGUGGCAAGAAGUCAAGGAAGCUGGGCACUGACAACGAUGCAGUCUCCAGGAAUAAACACCUGGAUAGAGGAUCUGUAAUUGAGCUCCUGGAGAAGAAAGCUGUUCAGGCUACAUUCGGCCCAGGCAACAAGGAUGAGAUGGAAUACUCCUACCCAAUCCUCAUCUCAUUCCUGCGCAAUCUUACUGAUGAGCAGUGGCAAGUGAUCUACAAAGGACUAAAAAACCCUAUGACGAAGGAACAGCUUGCCAAAUUGUGCAAGACAAUUGUAACCUUCAUCGCACAGACCACCCUGAAGAUCCUGCUGCCAGCCCUGGCCCGCGUACUUGGGGUAAAGGACUUUGCUGACGACGACACUGACUCACCCAAGAGGGGUGGCAGUGCAAGAUCCUUUGCUGCCUUUGAUCAGGAAAGACUGGAGCUCAUCCAGGAAGUUAGAUAUCUGGCGAAGAAAAUGUAUAAGGGCGGCACAGGGGCUCAACAUCUCAGGUCCCUAACACCCUCUUCUAAGAGGUAUGUUCCCCUCAAGGUUUUCAUGUAUGGAUUUCACCAAGAUCAUCUAUCCCAGUGUUAGCCAAUGCAAUUUACUCUAUCUGAUGUAGUA